This is a messenger RNA of Pezoporus occidentalis (night parrot), 619 nucleotides long. Its product is annotated as stress-induced-phosphoprotein 1-like. The record is from RefSeq and is a predicted model, not a curated record. NCBI's taxonomy places the organism in Eukaryota, Metazoa, Chordata, Aves, Psittaciformes, Psittacidae. The transcript has 4 exons. The annotation marks the transcript as partial. Gene Ontology annotation, molecular function: Hsp90 protein binding.
GCGGGUGGGCGGGGCCCCGGGGUUCUAGCAGCUUCCAGAAGGCGGCGCGGUAGCGGCGGGAGCGGAGCGGGGCCGACAUGGAGGAGGCGCAGGCGCUGAAGGAGCGGGGGAACCGGGCGCUGGCGGCGGGGGACGUGGCGGCCGCCGUGCGCCAUUACUCGGCCGCCAUCGCGCUGGACGCCACCAACCACGUCCUGUUCAGCAACCGCUCGGCGGCCUACGCCAAGCAGGGCGAGUACGGGCGGGCCCUGGCCGAUGCCUGCCGCACCCUGGAGCUGCGCCCGGACUGGGCCAAGGGUUACUCGCGCAAGGCCGCGGCGCUGGAGUUCCUGCAGCGGCUGGAGGAGGCCAAGGCCGCCUACGAGGAGGGGCUGCGGCACGAGCCCGGCAACGCCCAGCUCCGGGACGGGCUGCGGGGGGUGGAGGCGCGGCUGGCGGAGCGGAAGCUGCUGAACCCCUUCAGCGCCCCGGACCUGCUGGGCCGGCUCGAGGGGGACCCGCGGACGCGCGCGCUGCUGCGGGACCCCGAAUACCGCCAGCUGCUGGAGCAGCUGCGCAGCGACCCCGCCAUGCUCGGCUCGUACGGAGCGGGGGGCGCGAUUGGGGGGCACGGGGUCGG